CGUACUUCUAACAUCAUUUGGAUAUUGAUACACAAGAUGGGUGACAUAGGCGUAUUUUUCCUUUGUUGGUUAUUUUCUGCGACAAAGCGUCAUCUGUAAAUACCAAGAACUUGAAUCGAAGUGACUAUAUAAAACCAGAUCGUUUGGACCACAGGAAGAUCUCGGGACGGUGGUAUUUGUACAUGGACACACGUGACACGGACGUCAGAGACAACACAUUCGGGGAUUUUGAUGUUCUUGGGAAUGGAAAACUAGUGAACAAUCUCUAUCGUUGGUUUCCAGAUCUAGAAGAGUGUCGUACUACAGCAUUGUCAUUUGACCCCAUCAGUUCUGAUCCAGAGACUGUAGUGAAGUUCCGAGUCACCCGGAGGUCCACAAAUGAGACACUAGGAAUGCAGACAUUUUUGUACAUCGAUGAUCAUCCGACCGAGGGCUUUUUGAUCAUGCACCAAGAAACACACAUGGAAACCUAUCUCAUCACCACCAGACAGAGGGAUCCCUCUAAUCUGGACGACGAUAUUGAGGCCGCUUUAUUGGAGCUUGAUUUGGAUCCUCAAAACUUCAGAGUUAAAUCCACAAACUACGGUUGUGAAAGGAAUAGAGAACAUGGACUGGAACUGUGAAGAGAAGACGCUCAUAUCUUAGUUCUACACUGUAGUGUAUUAUACAAACUUUUAUCAUAAUGUUUUCUUUUCAUCUUGUAUGAACCUUUCCUUUGAUGUAUUCUACAAUUCUUCAUACCACGUUAUCUGUAGAAUUAC
Messenger RNA from Ostrea edulis (European flat oyster), 761 nucleotides. RefSeq lists its product as uncharacterized. The transcript is spliced from 5 exons. Lineage: Eukaryota; Metazoa; Mollusca; Bivalvia; Ostreida; Ostreidae. The record is from RefSeq and is a predicted model, not a curated record. The coding region runs from base 183 to 623 and encodes 146 amino acids.